AUGUCCAUCAGAAAUGCCAGUGCUGUAACGGAAUUCAUUCUCCUGGGGUUCACAGGUCGCCCCGAACUCCAGCCUCUUCUCUUCGCGCUGUUCCUCCUUGUGUACCUUGUCACCCUCUUUGGGAACCUGGGCAUGGUGGUGCUCCUCAGGCUGGACUCUCGCCUUCACACCCCCAUGUACUUCUUCCUCACUCAUUUAGCCUUUGUAGACUUGUGCUAUACCUCCAACGCAACCCCUCAGAUGUUGACUAAUUUCUUAGCAAAGAGGAAGACCAUCACCUUUGCCGGCUGCUUUACACAGUGUUACAUUUUCAUUGCACUUCUCCUCACCGAGUUUUACAUGCUGGCAGCAAUGGCCUAUGACUGCUACGUGGCCGUAUGCAACCCUCUGCGCUACAGUGUGAAAAUGUCCCGACGGGUCUGCAUCUGCUUAGCCACAUUUCCUUACGUCUAUGGCUUCUCAGAUGGGCUGCUCCAGGCCAUCCUGACCUUCCGCUUGACCUUCUGUAGGUCCAAUGUCAUCAACCACUUCUACUGUGCUGACCCUCCACUCAUUAAGCUUUCUUGCUCUGAUACUUAUGUCAAAGAGCAUGCCAUGCUCGUAUCAGCUGGUGUCAACCUCUCCAACUCCCUCAUCAUCAUCCUGGCAUCCUAUGCCUUUGUUACCGCUGCCAUCCUCCGGAUCAAAUCAGCAGAGGGAAGGCGCAGGGCAUUCUCCACCUGUGGUUCCCACAUGUUGUCUGUGACCCUAUUUUAUGGGACUCUCUUCUGCAUGUACGUAAGACCACCGACAGAUAAGACUGUCAAGGAGUCCAAAAUAGUAGCUGUCUUCUACACGUUCGUAAGUCCAUUGCUUAAUCCGUGGAUCUACAGUCUGCGGAACAAAGAUGUCAAGCGGGCCUUGAAGGAUGUCCUCAGAAGAAAUACGGUAACUCUGAUGGCCAUGCCUCCAAUUACCAACAAGCCAUAG
Molecule: messenger RNA, 969 nt
Organism: Manis pentadactyla (Chinese pangolin)
Lineage: Eukaryota; Metazoa; Chordata; Mammalia; Pholidota; Manidae
Product: olfactory receptor 5M11-like
Exons: 1
Coding region: 1-969 (322 amino acids)
Biological process (GO): G protein-coupled receptor signaling pathway; sensory perception of smell
Cellular component (GO): membrane
Molecular function (GO): G protein-coupled receptor activity; olfactory receptor activity; odorant binding
Source: RefSeq, a predicted model, not a curated record